CUUAUUAUUUCUUAUCCAGUUUGAAAUAUUUACGUCGUAUAAAAUACAUCUUUGAUUCUUUCUUUAAGAUAAAGUCGCCUCGAAGUGCUAGAAGCACUGUGCCGCUUCUCCUGCUAUCUUUGCUUGUUAGUUAGCUUAGCUCGCUAGUUAGCUUAGCUUGUUAGCUGCUAACAGAAGACACAGAAGUUAUUUAAACAUCGCUAAGUAGAGAUCAAAUGUGAGAGUAAAGUGUUGUGAUUGUGUGACAAUGUGCGAAAGAACGAUAGCAAAGUACGAGGAGGAACUUUGUCCGACAAAAGAGGAGAAGGAGCGACAACAUCAACUACUGGAUGUUUAUUAUAAGAAACAUCAUCAAGUUGUGUUACACAGAACAGACGUCUGUGAACAACAUCCUCUCUCUGAGCAACAGGAGUGGAGCUUCAGGAUGGUGAAGGAGGAGCCUCAGCCCUCUUACUUGAAAGAGGAAGACAAGGACCCACUCUUCCUCCAUUUUAAAGAGAAAGAGGAGGUACCAGAGACUUCACUCUUUAUAAAGAAAGUGAAGGAUCCACUGACCCCCAACAUUAAACAGAAUACGGAGGAAUCAUUGACCACCCACUUUAAAAAGGGAGAGGAGGCGCCACAGACCUCCCACAUUAAAGAAGAAGAGGAGGAACACAGCGUUAGUCAGGAGGGAGAGCAUCUUGAAGGACUGGUGGAGUUUCCAGUGAUUAGUGUCAUCGUGAAGAGUGAAGAUGAUGAAAGUGAAAGUGAGGAGAAGAGCAGCAGCUCAACACAACACAUGACAACAGAAGCUGAUGGAGACCACUGUGGAGGAUCACAAGCAGACAAGCUCUUAGCUCCACUAUCAGAUAGUGAGGACACAACGUCACACUCUCCUGAAGACUCUAAAGAUGAUAAGACAUGUCACACUGACAACACCCACUUGAAAUGUUCUCACUGCGACAAAACCUUUAAAUAUCGUUGUCAUCUGAAAGUACACAUGAGAACACACACUGGAGAAAAACCUUUUAUCUGCUCAGUAUGUGACAAAGGUUUUGGACAACGUCAAAAUUUGAAAUCACACAUGAGAAUACACACCGGAGAAAAACCUUUCAUCUGUUCAAUAUGUGGUAAAGGUUUUGUUCUAAGAAGCAAUUUGAAAGAACACAUGAGAAUACACACCAGAGAAAAACUUUUUAUCUGUUCAAUCUGUAGUAAAGGUUUUGUACAAAGUAACAAUUUGAAAGUACACAUGAGAACACACACGGGUGAAAAACCUUUUUUCUGUUCAACCUGUGGUAAAGGUUUUACAGAAAGUCAGAAUUUGGAAAGACACAAGAGAACACACACUGGUGAAAAAUCACAUUCCUGUUCAAUCUGCAACCGAAGGUUUUCAAACCUUGUAGCACACAUGAGAACACACACAGGAGAGAAAGUGUUGAGUUGCAGUGUGUGUGGUGAAAGGUUCUCUCAUAAGUACCAGUGUAAGAAACACAAGUGUGCUGGUGAGAACAGCAGCAGCAAAUGAAACUGCAGGAUUUGAAAUAAACUGUCAAGACUUUAAUUUGGACUUUCUAACAACAUCAGCACAUAUAACAUGUGUGACAUUGUUGUUUGUGUAACAAUCUUUUUAAUAUGCUUCUACAUUUAUAGAGUUUUUCAGUAAAGUACAUGCAUUGAUAUGCAACAUUGUGUACUUUUAUUUUGACAAACUAUUACAAGAAGAAUAAUUUUACUUAAAAGGUCAGUAAAUCCAAAACGGUACAAAACAUGUGAUACAUUUAAUUAACAUUUAGUGUACAUACAUUUUGUACAAGAUCAUUUACUUUUAAAGUGUUUCACUUUAUGAAUCAUUUGUUAGGUCUCCAUAAUCCAUUAUCUUGUUUACUCUUUUGUAGUAUAAAUAUUGUGUUGUGUUUGUUUUAUAUGCAUGUCCCCAGAUCUUUUUGCAAUAUAUGGACGAGAGAAGAUGGCAUAAAUAUUUGUGGAAGGUUAUGAAGGAACUUUUGUUUAUAAGAAUCUACAUUUGUGAAUA
Messenger RNA from Nerophis lumbriciformis (worm pipefish), 2017 nucleotides. RefSeq lists its product as uncharacterized. Gene Ontology annotation, cellular component: nucleus. The record is from RefSeq and is a predicted model, not a curated record. Lineage: Eukaryota; Metazoa; Chordata; Actinopteri; Syngnathiformes; Syngnathidae. Gene Ontology annotation, biological process: regulation of gene expression.